Sander lucioperca (pikeperch) is the source of this 351-nucleotide messenger RNA. The record is from the annotation of a RefSeq genome assembly. NCBI's taxonomy places the organism in Eukaryota, Metazoa, Chordata, Actinopteri, Perciformes, Percidae.
AUGAAUCUAGUUACAACUGUAAUCGCCAUCACCUCUGCACUAGCUAUUAUUCUAGCUAUUGUUUCCUUCUGAUUACCCCAAAUAACACCAGACCACGAAAAAUUAUCCCCCUACGAAUGCGGCUUUGAUCCCUUAGGCUCCGCCCGCCUACCAUUCUCCCUUCGCUUCUUCCUUGUUGCAAUUCUAUUCCUUCUAUUUGACCUAGAAAUUGCCCUUCUCCUACCCUUACCCUGAGGAGACCAACUUGCAUCCCCCUUACUAACUUUCCUGUGGGCCUCAGCCGUUUUAGCCCUUCUAACCUUAGGUCUUAUUUAUGAAUGACUCCAAGGCGGCCUAGAAUGAGCCGAAUAG